Diaporthe citri is the source of this 1254-nucleotide messenger RNA. RefSeq lists its product as uncharacterized. The coding region runs from base 1 to 1254 and encodes 417 amino acids. NCBI's taxonomy places the organism in Eukaryota, Fungi, Ascomycota, Sordariomycetes, Diaporthales, Diaporthaceae. The transcript is spliced from 2 exons. Gene Ontology annotation, cellular component: membrane. The record is from RefSeq and is a predicted model, not a curated record.
AUGGCCGCACUGGCGCACGCCGCGAUCAACCACGUCGUCCGCGAGUUCGUUGAUCGCCAACACCUCACCUCAUCCGCCGCAUUCGCCAUAGCCACAGCGCCGAAUGCCCCAUUACCCACCCCGGUGGGCGUCGAUUCUAUCGACAGCAUGACACAGACGACGACUACGACGAGCAUUGCAUCCACACCAACAGCGAUGAUGGCAGCCGGCGGGAACGGUGGCGACGACCAGGGCGAGUGCCGCCUGCUGGGGCCCUUUGCGCUCUUCGUGCAGCUGGCGCUCGGCGGUCUCGCCCUAAUGUCCCUGGUGUACAAGAGGUGGCGGGAGAGGCCGCAGAGGCCUCUGAAGAUCUGGUUCUUUGAUGCGUCGAAGCAAGUGUUCGGGUCGGUCCUGGUGCACGUCGCCAACGUGUUCAUGUCGAUGCUCACGAGCGGACGCUUCUCCAUCAAGGUCGAGCCGACGUCCGCUGCGACGGUGCGGGCCGUGUCGAUGAUGGUGGUGCGAAGCCUUGUACGGCGGGACGGGCAAGACGGUGGAGCACCUGACGAGGGCUAUACGCCGAAUCCGUGCUCGUUCUAUCUGUUGAAUCUUGCUAUUGAUACAACACUCGGCAUCCCCAUACUUAUCCUCCUCCUGCGCGUGUUCACCGGUCUCGUCUCGUACACGCCCCUCGGCCAACCACGAGAGUCGAUCCAGUCAGGCAACUACGGAAAUCCACCCAACGCGUGGUGGUGGCUCAAGCAGUCGGUCAUCUACUUCUGCGGUCUGUUCGGCAUGAAGCUCUGCGUCCUCAUCAUCUUCCUGAUGCUGCCGUGGAUCUCCCGCGUCGGAGACUGGGCACUGGGCUGGACUGAGGGGAACGAGAGGGUCCAGAUCGUGUUCGUGAUGAUGCUCUUCCCCCUCAUCAUGAACGCGAUGCAGUAUUACAUUAUCGACUCCUUCAUCAAGAAGCCGGCAGGCAAGGAAGACGACGAGGGCCACGAGGGCUCCGGGGCGUCAGGUGGCACGUACGAAAGGAUCGCUGAGCCUGGAAGUGAGGACGACGAUGAACCUCGCACGCCCCGCCGGCGCAGCGGCUCGAUCCCCCUGGAGGACGAGGCUGACGUGAAGUCCAGCAAAGAAGGCAAGAAGGCCAAAAGCCCAGCGGAAGGGGAAUAUGAUCCCGACCUUGAUGGCGAUAGGACCACGGUGGUAGGGAGCGGUUCCUCGCCUUUGAGAGGGGGUGUACCCAAGGAGCUCUUACCAAAGGAGUAG